Molecule: messenger RNA, 835 nt
Organism: Cydia strobilella
Lineage: Eukaryota; Metazoa; Arthropoda; Insecta; Lepidoptera; Tortricidae
Gene: apn
Product: protein apnoia
Exons: 3
Coding region: 369-812 (147 amino acids)
Source: RefSeq, a predicted model, not a curated record
UCGAGCUCAUUUAUGGAUAUGUAAGUAGACGCGGCGAUAAUGACAUGGACUCACGCGUCCGUGUUUCUCACUUUCAAUUAUGCCGAUAAGGAUCAGAAGUCGUAGUCGAUGUCCAAUAUGUCCAUGGGGAGCACUGGGUCCGUUAAUGAUUCAACAUUAGUCGAUCAGGGCCGGGGAUCGGGGCCAAUUUCAACAGUCACGCACUGUACUUUCUUUACCCAUCGUGACUUUGGUCUCACCGACCAUUGUCUUCGCAGGACACUUUAUAUCCUGGCUGCAUGACAAAAUACAAUCAGUCAAACUUUAGCGACUGACUGGCGACCGUCGUCUCUUUUAAUUGCAGUGCAGAAGUGUUGUGGGUGGCCGAGAUGUGUAACAAAGUCAUCGUGUUAUCCCUAGCCUACGUGGCUAUAUUUGUAAGCGUAGUGCAAUGUGAGAAAGAUGCAUCGAAUUUGACGGAAAUUCUAAGCAGUGCAGAGGAGAGCGUAGGCCGUACGUUCGGCCACAACGCACUGAAGCGGCUGUCGUUCAUCUUUUUGCCGGUGAUGUUCACGCUGGGCGUCAUCUCCACGCUGCUGAUGGCGCUGGCCGUCAUCUCCGUCAAAAACCUGGCCAUCGGCGUUAUGCUGCUCAUUGUCUCCGUCAGUCAGGCCGUGUCGCGACUGUUCCUGACGGCGGCGCCGUCCCCGCUGGUGCAUCUGCACCCGCGCGCCGAGCUGCUGCCCGCGCCCGUGGCCGCGCCGUGGCCCGCGCCCGGGCCUCUGCUCUCGCCCUGGGCCCGGUCCGACAACGACGCUACCAUCUCCGACUAAAUACUACUAUAGUCGAACCCGCC